AUGUCCUUAGGCGAUUCUCCACAUGGAAGUGAUGGAAAUCCACUAAGAGCUCCAAUAUCUCUUGCUCUAGAAAUGAGGUCUAAGGGGUUGGAUGGAUUAGUUUGGGCAAUGAUCCUAUGGCCUCCAAGGUGUAUGCGAACUCGAUCGAGUCGGUCUACAGAAGACUUGGUCGAGCUAGACUUUACAACGGGUAGAAAGAGGGUUCAGAGGUCACAGAGGGUACAAGAGGAACCUGAGGUGCUUGUUGCUGAUACAAUGGAUGUACCAGAGGGGAAUGGAAACCCUUUGGGCAAUGGACUCGGUCGAGCUAGGCAAACUCGACCGAUUGGUCAAGGAGAUGCUCCAAACCGCCACCAACAGAGACAAGGGAUUGUUCCACCACCAGUGCAGAACCACAACUUUGAGAUCAAGCUGGGAAUGAUCAACCUUGUCCAGAACAAGAUGUUCCAUGGAUUGCCAAGUGAAGACCCCAUUGACCACCUUGAUGAGUUUGAUAGGCUUUGUGAUUUGACAAAGAUCAAUGGUGUCUCUGAAGAUGCCAUCAAGCUGAGACUCUUUCCUAUGUCUCUAGCUGACAAAGCUCACCAAUGGGAGAAGAGCUUGCCCCAUGGCACAAUCACCACUUGGGAUGAAUGCAAGAAGGCCUUUCUUGCUAAGUUUUUCUCCACCGGUCGCACAGCCAAGCUUAGAGGAGAGAUAUCCAGCUUCAUCCAGCGAAACAAUGAGACAUUCGCAGAGGCUUGGGAGAGGUAUAGGGAGAUGCUAGACACAGCUAGCAAUGGGAACUUCCUCAACCAGGAUGUAGAUGAUGGCUGGCAACUUGUGGAGAACAUAGCUAACUCAAAUGGAAGCUAUGGAGAAGAGUAUGAUCGCACCAACCGGAGCUCGACCCACCACUCGAUCGAGUCAGACGAAAAGUUGAGAAAAGAUGUUAAGGCAUUGAAUGAGAAGUUGGAUAAGCUGAUCCUAGCUCAGUCCACAAUGAAGAAAGUCAACUUUGUGUCUGCUGAGGAGAUGGAACCAGUCCAAGAAGGGGAGGAUACACAAUUUGCUGAGGUGUGCUACAUGAGCAAUGGGCAAGGAGGUUACAACAAAGGAUACUAUAAUUACAAGUCCAACCCUGCCAUGUCAUACCGCAACACUGAUGUUGCUAACCCUCAGGACCAAGUCUAUCCUCAACAACAAGCAGCUCGAUCGAGUCAAGCCACAACAUGGGUAUGGUCAAAAGAACAAUUACCAAGGACCACAAGGCACUUUCCCUGGACAACAAAUGAAUAUCCCACCAGGCUUCCCCCACCAACCGCCCCAGCCUGCACCUUCACAAGAGAAUGA
Messenger RNA from Microthlaspi erraticum, 1332 nucleotides. NCBI's taxonomy places the organism in Eukaryota, Viridiplantae, Streptophyta, Magnoliopsida, Brassicales, Brassicaceae. The record is from the annotation of a GenBank genome assembly.